Messenger RNA from Apus apus (common swift), 3706 nucleotides. RefSeq names its product isocitrate dehydrogenase (NAD(+)) 3 catalytic subunit alpha (gene IDH3A). Gene Ontology annotation, cellular component: mitochondrion. Bases 92 to 1192 code for a protein of 366 amino acids. Gene Ontology annotation, molecular function: magnesium ion binding; isocitrate dehydrogenase (NAD+) activity; NAD binding. The record is from RefSeq and is a predicted model, not a curated record. Gene Ontology annotation, biological process: isocitrate metabolic process; tricarboxylic acid cycle. Lineage: Eukaryota; Metazoa; Chordata; Aves; Apodiformes; Apodidae. The transcript has 11 exons.
UGCUGCUGCUGCUGCUGCCGCCGCACGCGCGCCGGUUCCGGUCUGAGGCGGGCGCGGGCGCUGCGGGGCCUCGGGAGCCGCCGGGAGCAUCAUGGCUGCGGCCGCGUGGAUCCCUACGGUUUCUCGAUUGCUAGGUGCUUUCAAAAACCAAAAACAGGUGACCAGAAGUUUUAGUAAUGCUGUACAAACAGUAACUUUAAUCCCAGGAGAUGGCAUUGGACCUGAGAUUUCUGCUGCUGUUGUGAAGAUCUUUGAUGCUGCCAAAGCUCCUAUUCAGUGGGAAGAGAGGAAUGUUACAGCUAUCCAGGGACCAGGAGGGAAGUGGAUGAUACCUCCAGAUGCCAAAGAAUCCAUGGAUAAAAACAAAAUGGGAUUAAAAGGGCCUUUGAAGACUCCAAUUGCUGCAGGGCACCCCUCCAUGAAUCUGCUGCUGCGGAAAACCUUCGACCUGUACGCGAACGUGCGCCCGUGCGUGUCGAUCGAAGGCUACAAGACCCCCUACACAGACGUGAACAUCGUCACCAUCCGGGAGAACACGGAAGGGGAAUACAGUGGGAUUGAGCACGUGAUUGUUGAAGGUGUUGUGCAGAGCAUCAAGCUGAUCACAGAGGAAGCGAGCAAGCGGAUUGCGGAGUUUGCUUUUGAGUAUGCCAGAAACAACCAGAGAAGCCACGUUACUGCUGUGCACAAGGCAAAUAUUAUGAGAAUGUCUGAUGGGCUUUUCUUGAGAAAAUGCAGGGAGGCAGCAGAAAAUUGUAAAGAUAUUAAAUUUAAUGAAAUGUAUCUGGAUACAGUGUGUCUGAAUAUGGUUCAAGACCCAUCACAAUUUGAUGUGCUUGUUAUGCCAAACUUGUAUGGUGACAUCCUCAGUGACUUGUGUGCUGGACUGAUUGGGGGUCUUGGAGUAACACCAAGUGGAAAUAUCGGUGCUAAUGGAGUUGCAAUUUUUGAAUCGGUUCAUGGGACAGCACCAGACAUUGCAGGAAAAGACAUGGCAAAUCCAACUGCCCUUCUCCUGAGUGCUGUGAUGAUGCUGCGUCACAUGGGACUCCACAAAUAUGCCACAAAAAUUGAGACAGCUUGCUUUGACACCAUUAAAGAUGGAAAGGUCUUGACAAAAGACUUGGGAGGCAAUGCCAAGUGCUCAGAAUUCACAGAGGAGAUCUGCCGCCGGGUACGGGACUCGGACUGAACCUGCUCUCCCUGCCUGGAACAACUCCAGAGGGACACAUCACACCAAGUACAUUCUGUGCAACCUGAUAUCCAGAUGCAGACAGUUUGCUUGUCUCUUAAGACAGCAAACUUUUUUUUUUUAGGGCCUCUCCAUCAAUAAAUGCAGUCCGUGUGGCUACAAAAUGAUGCUUGUGCCUGCUUUCAGUAGACUUGAAAUGCUUUUGUCUUAUUUAUUUAUUUCUAUCUGGUGAACAUUUUUAUGUAAGUGAAUUCUUUUGUUGCCACUGUAACUGUCUAACAUCUUCCAUUGCAACUAGAGGUUUUUACUUUCCACAGAGAAAAAUUAUGCAAAUAAACCAGUAACAGAAUUAGUGACAUGUAAAAGCACCUUAAUGGUUAAAACCUACUUUAUUGAUCUUACUGAAAUUCAAAAGGUAGAUUUUCAGCCUAACAGUAGCACAAGAGGACCUUCAUAAACAGAAACGGGUAUAAAAUAACUUAAAAUAGCAAUUUCUUGUUAAAAGCAAUGAAAAAAAACACUUUACAUACUCUGGUGAUUCAAAUAGAGCCUUGCCCUCCAAGGGCAAGAAUGAAGAAAUACAAAAUUCUAGCUAUUUAAUCUAUUUGUGUAUUUUUUUUAAAAGCCCACAACCAUUAACCAGGAAGGGCUGAGAAAUAAUGUUUAAGUAAAUUUAUUUUUCAAAUCUAUAUACCAAAAUAAUUCCUCAAAAUUUUCCUCUCUGAAGCAGACUUUACAACAGAGUACUAAUGAGAGUAAAUUGCACAAAAUUACUUCUACCAUAUAUUGGGAAAGUACUAACUUUGCAAAUUUAUACUAAAUAUUUCAUGACUUCUGCUAGAAUGCUUUUUGUGGUGUACUUUUGUACACAGUCUGUUCAGCCUUUCUUGAUGUAUUGACUAGUAAUUUUAUUCUAGAAACUCUGAAUGUAAGCAACUAGUCCUAAAUGGACUAAGACAGAUUGAAGGUUUGGCUCUGGUGCCUGUGUUCCAGAAAUACAUUUCAUCCCUAUUCAAGGAAAUCUGAGACUAUUUUUUCCCAUCUUACUAAGCCUAAUGGGUGCAAAAGCAACUCUUUCUCUCCCAUCUUCAUCACAUACAGAUAGUCAGGAGUCAUUCUGAUCUGUAUGUCUUAAGGUAUCCUUCCAUUAGUACACCUUACAAGAAAAUGUGUAUUUUAAAAUUCAUGACUAUAGCACAGGAUUAGCCCUACUGCCAGAACCAGGCUUCUUAAAGCUUAAGUCUAUUAAUAGAUAUUACUCCACUUAGUUAUGUUCUAUUAAGACUGUCUAGGCUGGUUGUUUCAGAAGUAAUAUCAAUGUUGAGUAAUAACUUCUAGUGUUACUCUAUGAAGUAAGCAUCCCAGCUUUUUUAAGACAGUCCAACAACAUGUUGGAGAAGGGACAAUGAGCCUUAUUCCUUGUGCAUUUGGCCUUUGGUGAAUAGGGCAGCAUUUCUGUGUUCCACAAGCUCCUGCUUCCUUGUUUCCUUCAGAUUAAUACUGUCAAAGAACUCCUGGAUUACUAUUACGCACAAAAUGGGGAAAAUAAACUUUUCCAAGUCCUAAUGCUUCUCUUGUUUUUAUAAUCCUAGGCUGCUACCUUUUAUUAUGUGUUGAGCUGAUCACUGGUACUCCCAACAAAUCUAGAGUCUAUAAGAUGCUUAAGACUGGUAAUGGAACUUUCAUGGAUACGAUAUCCUGUUCUGCAUGAUUGUUUUCAUCAAGAGCAGUGGCUGCAGCCUGCCUGCUUGUGCUAGAAAUUAUAACCCUCUGCCAAAGAUCACUUACUAACAGCAAAUCCUUUAUACAACUUUCUGUCAAGUAUGCUCUUCACAUAAUAUGAUUUAUAUUUUAAAGGGGAAGAAGAAACGCAGCUGUGAUUUGUCAGAACCACUAUAAUGUAAAUAUGGAAACAUGCAGAGAUGCUUUGACAACCAUUGUUUCUAAACUCUUGCUUAAAAAAAGUGCUGUGAAAAAUUUUAAGUUUCUGCUCUAAAGCACUGGAAUGUGAAAGCACCUGUAUUUCCUAUUUUCUGUCUUUGGGGAGCUAUUCCCCCAACUAUUAUGAUUAUUUGUUUUUAGGAGAAAUAGUAAUACUUAUUUCUACAUGGAUUUAAUAAGUGAUGAACUGCUGUUUUCACAAAAGUCUGAACUCUAGCUACUGUAACAACAGAGGAGGAAUGUCUUCAUGUUCUGAAAUGAUGUGUUAGUGAACUAAGAGAAACUGUUCUGUGGGAGGGGAAAAAAAACAAACAGCCCCUUUGAUUUUUUAAAUUUUUUAAUUGUUACCUUUAUCACUGGAGUGGUUUCACAUUUUCACUAAGCAGUGCUGCUAACUACUGAUCUACCAAAAUGUAUCAUGAGCUACAGGGAGCAUUCUGUAGAACAAAAAAAAAAGAAAGAAAAUUCACUGUAGAAAAAAAUCUUUGUGUGUCAGUCUAGAGGAAUCAUUUAUAUGUUAUGUUUUUAAUCAUUAAUUAGGUAAUAAAGUAAAAACCAGUAUUAGAAAAUGGA